Messenger RNA from Saitoella complicata NRRL Y-17804, 3372 nucleotides. RefSeq lists its product as uncharacterized. The record is from RefSeq and is a predicted model, not a curated record. Gene Ontology annotation, biological process: negative regulation of glycogen biosynthetic process; protein phosphorylation; intracellular signal transduction. The coding region runs from base 1 to 3372 and encodes 1123 amino acids. Lineage: Eukaryota; Fungi; Ascomycota; Saitoellomycetes; Saitoellales; Saitoellaceae. Gene Ontology annotation, molecular function: protein serine/threonine kinase activity; ATP binding. The transcript is spliced from 3 exons. Gene Ontology annotation, cellular component: cytoplasm; cytosol; nucleus.
AUGUCUCGUCCCCUAAUAUUUGGUCUCAUCCCACCGAUAUUCCGCAUCUGGCGCAGUGACUGCGGCGCGCAGCCAAAAGUCGACUCAACGCACACGCGACAAGCAGAAAAUAUAGUGAGAGCCCUGACCGCAAAUCACCAGCAUCUUGAAGCAUCUUCAUCGAAGUUUUCGUCUGUCUGUGUCCACAGGAUGCCGUCUGCCUUCAAGUCGUACAGUCUCGCGAGUAGUCCAAAGGAUGAGCGGAUUGCAUACUUUCUGGAGCAAGGCAGACAAGUCAGGUUUGACCCGGAUCAGAUGGACUUGGCGGAGUGGAGACGAGCGACCGAGCACCGUUUGAAGGAAGCAGAUCACGCGUCAUUCGCAAACGGCCUUCGACGUAUACGCGGUUCCCAGGUCAACAUCCCUGCCAUGAUAGGCACUGGCGGCGCAAAGACCGCGCCGGCAUCGCCAGUUCUUUCAUCAGCAACUUUGGCGGAAGACUUCAUUCGCUUCCCUUCCGAAUCUCUGCAUUCAUUCUCCUUUGCUCCACAUGAACCGAACACCCUUCUCCAGAACCACCGUCAGUCACUGCUCAGAAAAAGCGUCGACUACAUGCGCGACCGAUUACAGGCGCCGAGUGUGACGUCCGCGCAAGCGAGGGCUGAGGCCAAGCUUGCGCCGAAUACUGAAGAAGCUCAACUUGUAGGGUUGUUGGAGAGUGCACACUUGAUUCCGAGAAGUGCGAGGAAUGACAGCAACGAUACAGUGAAGAUGGAUGUUGGCAGUGCACCGAUUGAGCGCAACACCUUGGAUGACUAUAUGCGAGCGAAGGGCGUGUCCACGCAGGAAGAGAGUGCCAUCGAGGAUGGUGCUGAGAAGGAGGAUGAUGAUGAGAUUGAUGAGGAGUCAGAUGAUGAAGCGAUAUGGAUUGGAGGGAGGAAGAAGGGAUCACGGUCUACGACAGGUUCGAGCCACAAGACUGGCAGCACUACGAUUACCGUGCCGCAUAUACAUACACCGGCCAUCGACGUGGAAGGACCAGGACCAGAGGACCGUGCGAACUUGAAACGAACAUACACCGACACUGGUCCCCUUACGCUGCAGACUAAGCUUCUUGACGUUAUCUCCAAGCCUUACUCCCUGGCAGAUCCACCCACCUCAGCUUCAGCACACUCGGGUUAUUCGCCCAUCCUUCACACCGCACCCACCAAAUACGUUAACUCCCAGCAGGCUAUCGUUACGACAGGCAUCUCCGCCCCUUGGAAGAUCUUGAGUGCGAAUGAUGUGGCUUUACGUGUGUUCGGUCUCACUCAUGAGGAGGUUAGGAAGACGAGUUUGAUUGAUGUUGUCUCAGAGGAGCGACGAUCGUGGCUCGAAGAGAAGCUUAUCUCGUCCAUUAUUUCUGCCUCUCGGGCGGGAUCGCGAGCAAACUCUCUUGCUAUCCCGACAGCGCACGGACCCAGCAGGAGAACUAGCUUGGAGGAUCUACAGGUUGCGGCAAGUCUUUUGGAGGAUGAAAGUGGCGAUAACACUGGUCAUGUCAUCUUGUGCGGUAACGUUCUGCCCAUCAAGAGGAAGGAUGGAACGACCGCCAGCGCAAGUUGUUGGUGCAAGGAGAAGAAGGGCAAAUACCUUGUCUGGGUCUUUGAGAAGAUUCAGGAGCGUGUUUCUGAGAUUGAGGUCAAUGUCGCAGGGAAAAUUGCCAGCGCUACUGGCGAGGUUCAGAAGAGUUUCGGAGAGGUGUCUGAAGGGGAGGACCUGGCGCUUUACGUGCCUAGCAUUCCUCAGGCCGAAGAUGGUAACAUCCACUUCUCUCAGGUUGCCAGAGACUUUACCUUCUCUGGUAGGACUAAGGCUGGCAUGGCGUUCCCCUGCGCUAUUGAGGUUCGCAGGGAGCAGAGUGACGCUGUUGAGCAGAUUGAGCGCAAGAUCACCCUGAAGGUGCACACGUUACCUGAUAUUGCUGGUAUGAUCAUUCUCUACGCCGAUGGUAUGACCAUUGCUUCCUCAAACCCCGUCUUCGCAAACGCCUUAUUUGGUGUGCCGAACCCGACGAACACCCACAUUUCGGAGUUCUUGCCGGAGUUUGAUGAGCUUCUCACUUGGUUCCGCGAUAUCGAGGACGCGGACUUUGAGGAGGGCGCUGUCUUCCCUGAGAUGUCAUUCCGCCGAGCCAAGCUCGUGAGCAAUGGAUCUAAGUCGAAUGCGACCAUUACUCCCAAUGAGUUGCAAGCGAAGCUCCUCUUGGAGCCACGUGGUUUGUUGGCUAAGCACCGUGAUGGAGGCACAUACGAAGUGGACGUGCAAAUGCGCGUUGUCAUCAACGAGCAUGACACGGACAGGAAGAAGAUGUAUGCUUUGUGGGUUACGUACGGACGUGAGAUGAAUGAGGCUCACUUCAAUCGUAGCAAGCACGAGCAAGUCAUUGAUGAAAGUGUUGUUGUCGAGAAGCUUGAGGAGAUCGAUACCCUUGCUCAGCCGGAGAGUUCCAUCAUCUCGCCUCAGGACACGAGUGCCGAGCAGAGUGAAGUCGAGGAGCUUGCCGAUAAGCCGAAGAAGCUCGAAGAUUUCACCAUCGUUGAGGAACUUGGCAAAGGUGCUUACGGAGAAGUCAAGCUCGCCAGGUACAAGCGGAAGCCCAGUCGCAAGGCUGUCCUUAAGUAUGUUCACAAGGACAAGAUUCUGGUGGACAACUGGGCUCGUCACCGUGGUUACGGAACUAUCCCGCUCGAGAUCCAUGUCCUUGACUUUGUCAACAAGCAGCCUCAUACGAACAUCGUGAAAAUGCAGUCGUUUUUUGAGGACGAGGCCAACUUCUACAUCGAGAUGGAGCCGUGCACUGGUAUGGAUUUGUUUGACUACAUCGAGUUGAACCUCAACAUGGGUGAGGACGAGUGCCGGUCUAUCUACGUUCAAGUCGCUAGGGCGUUGAAGCACUUGCACGAUCUCGGCAUUGUCCACCGCGACAUCAAGGAUGAAAACAUCGUUGUCGAUCCGCCGAGGAAGUUAAAGGGAGGAAAGCCGUUUACAGUCUCUGACAUCAAGGUCAAGUUGAUCGACUUUGGUAGUGCGACAUACAUCCGCAACGGCCCGUUCGAUACCUUCGUUGGAACGAUCGACUAUUGUAGUCCUGAGAUGCUUCGCGGUGAGAAUUACAAGGGACCGCCGCAGGAUGUCUGGGCUGCGGGUAUCUUGCUGUACACCAUGAUCUACAAGGAGAACCCCUUCUACAACAUUGACGAGAUCAUGGACCGAGACCUCCGCAUCCCCUUCGUUAUGAGCGAAGCCAGUCUGGAUCUCGUGCAGCGGAUGCUCAACCGAACGAUCUCCGAGCGCCCGACGAUGACGGAAGUUCUGGAACACGAGUGGUUUAACGGUGUGAUUGAGGAGUAG